Molecule: messenger RNA, 1523 nt
Organism: Hordeum vulgare subsp. vulgare (domesticated barley)
Lineage: Eukaryota; Viridiplantae; Streptophyta; Magnoliopsida; Poales; Poaceae
Product: probable WRKY transcription factor 65
Exons: 2
Coding region: 292-1185 (297 amino acids)
Biological process (GO): regulation of DNA-templated transcription
Cellular component (GO): nucleus
Molecular function (GO): transcription cis-regulatory region binding; DNA-binding transcription factor activity
Source: RefSeq, a predicted model, not a curated record
CCCACCUCCCCGCCCACGGCCACACCCUAUCGCGCGCACCCCCAACGAACUCCAACAGCGCCGCAGCGUCGUCACGAACACACGGCCUCGUGUUUGUUUAGUUCACUCGCACAACCCACCUCCCGGUUUCUUUAUAUCCGGCGGAUCGCCGGCUUGUCUCUCUCUUGUAUAGCCAGCCGGUGGCAUCGAUCCGAGAACUACCCCUCCGCCCCCCGCUCGCUGCUGCUUCCUCCAUUUCGGAAAGAUUACGGUUGACACCUCCGCUAGCUUCUGCUUCUCCGAUCUUGUUGCAUGGACGGCGAGUGGAGCGACGGGGCGGCGUCCGGCGGCGAGCAGAAGGCCAGCGGGGAUGGCGUUUCGGCGGACUGCAACAGCCCGGGGUCGCCUUCGCCACCGGCGGUGCCGUCGACUAGCGGGAGGAGGCGGUCGUUGCAGAAGCGGGUGGUGACCGUGCCCCUCGCCGACUUGAACGUCCCGCGGCCCAAGGGCGUCGGCGAGGGCAACACGCCGACGGACUCGUGGGCGUGGCGGAAAUACGGCCAGAAGCCCAUCAAGGGCUCGCCCUUCCCAAGGGCUUACUACAGAUGCAGUAGCUCCAAGGGUUGCCCGGCGAGGAAGCAGGUGGAGAGGAGCCAGGCCGACCCGGACACAGUGCUCAUCACCUACUCCUACGAGCACAACCACUCCAGCACGGCGGCGAGGGUGCAGAGCCGCCCGACCCCGAAACCUGGCAAGCUGGAGCGGCCGCUCCCGUCGCCCGAGCCAGCGAAAUCCGACGACACGGACACGCACCAUGGCACCGCCAACGUUGCCGGCGGCCUAGUCACCGAGAGCCCGGCGGCGCCGGCCAUCGAGGUGCACGACGAUUUCCGGUGGCUCUACGACGUCGUGUCCGUCACCUCGUCUACGUCGCCCUCCCAAGUCGAGGCGGCCGACGACAUGCUGCUGUACGGACCCAUGUUCUUCGGCAAAGCGGCCGUCGACACGGCCGCGCUCCUUCCCGACGAGUUCGGCGGCGAGGCCGUCUGCAGGGAAGGAAGCGAGGAAGACGACGCGAUGUUCGCGGGGCUCGGCGAGCUUCCGGAGUGCGCGAUAGUGUUCCGACGGCAUGCCGGCGACGGCCUAUCGGCAAUGGCGGGAGGUGUCAAGGUCGAGCAGCCGGCCGAGGGCACUGCCAUGACGUGAGCAUGUGAUCUGACAUGUGGGACAGGUCUUCAAUAAUAUUGAGCAGACAAAAUUAGAGUCUCAGUUUCAUGAUCUCUUGCGCUUUUGUUGGUUAGUUCUGCUUCUGUCCCACUUCUUUUGGUAUUACCUUCUUUCACUCAUACUCCUACGUACAUUAUAGCACACAGAAGAAUCUGAGACAUUACCAUUGCACAUAUUGUUUGGACGAGGGAUUGAGAUGGACAAGCCCCUUUUGUCAAUGGUUUGGUUGAAUCAUUUGUCUUGUGGUAGUAUUCAAUACUCCGGUAGCCGGGAGAUACACACAACAAAUAAAAAAACAACAAUGGGCGUUUACAAGA